Messenger RNA from Trachemys scripta elegans, 2570 nucleotides. RefSeq names its product sodium channel epithelial 1 subunit delta (gene SCNN1D). NCBI's taxonomy places the organism in Eukaryota, Metazoa, Chordata, Testudines, Emydidae. Bases 1 to 1923 code for a protein of 640 amino acids. Gene Ontology annotation, cellular component: membrane. The transcript has 12 exons. Gene Ontology annotation, molecular function: ligand-gated sodium channel activity. Gene Ontology annotation, biological process: sodium ion transmembrane transport. The record is from RefSeq and is a predicted model, not a curated record.
AUGGAGCAAGAGUGGGUGAAUGAGGAGAUGGGGGACGAAGGCCUCAUUGAGUUCUACAGCUCCUUCAAGGACAUGUUUGAGUUCUUCUGCAAGAACACUACCAUCCACGGGACUGUCCGCCUAGUGUGUUCGAGCAGCAACCGGAUGAAGACGGCUUUCUGGACCCUGCUCUUCCUUGCCAGCUUCGGGAUGCUCUAUUGGCAGUUUGCUCUUCUCUUCAGCCAAUACUGGACCUAUCCCGUCAUCAUGACCAUGUCCAUGCACUCAGAGCCCAAGAUGUUUCCAGCCAUCACUCUCUGCAACCUGGACCCAUACAGGUUUGACCUAGUCAGUGAGAGACUGGCCCAGUUGGACCAAAUGGCAGAGGAAGCAAUAGCUAAUUUGUAUGGCUACAAAACUUCCAUCUUUUCCUCCCGUUAUAAAAAGGAUAUCAGCGUGAAGGGAGGGUCAGCCAAUCUGAGUAGCUCCAGCUUCCAACUGAACCGCCACAUUUCACUGGUGAUGCUGAAGGAACCUGAUACCGGGUCCAGGAAGAAACAUUUCAAAGUGGGCUUUAAAUUGUGCAAUGCCACAGGUGGGAAUUGUUUCUACAAGGCCUACUCGUCUGGGGUAGACACCAUUCAAGAGUGGUACAGGUUUCACUAUAUGAAUAUCAUGUCCCAGCUACCCGUUAUAAUCAACAUUUCUUCUCAUGAAGAGCACAUACAAAACUUGGUCUACUCUUGCCAGUAUGACGGGGAGCCCUGCAGAGAGAGCGACUACAUUCACUUUCACCACCAGGUCUAUGGAAGCUGCUACACUUUCAACAGCGAGGGGACAGACCUCUUCUGGAAAGCAUCGAAACCUGGAAUUUCCUAUGGACUCUCCCUGAUCCUGAAAGCGGAGCAGAACGAUCGCCUCCCGCUGUUGUCUACGGUGGCAGGCGUGCAAGUGAUGAUCCACAACCACAAUCAGACGCCAUUCCUCGAGCAUGAGUGGUUCGACAUCAGACCGGGGAUCGCGACUAACAUCGGAAUCAGACAGGACGAGGUGCAUCGCUUGGGUGGGAAUUAUGGAAAAUGCACAGUCGACGGAGAAGAUGUGGAUGUAAAACUCCUGUACAACAGUUCCUACACGCUGCAGGCUUGUUUGCACUCCUGCUUCCAGGACAAAAUGGUUGAAAGAUGCGGCUGCGGCUACUAUUACUACCCACUGCCUCCUGGCGCCGAAUACUGUAACUACAACAAGCAUCCUGCCUGGGGGCACUGCUUCUAUCAGCUGUACAACAGGCUGGCCGAUCACCACCUCAGCUGUUUCGCCAAGUGUCCCAAACCGUGCUGGGAGUCGUGGUACAAGCUGUCUGCGGGGACUGCGAAAUGGCCCUCGACAAAGUCUCAGGACUGGGUCCGCCAGAUUCUGAGUCGGCAGAAGGGAUAUAAUUCUACCCACAACAGGAGAGACAUCGCCAAGGUGAAUAUCUUCUACCAGCAAUUGAAUUACCAGUCUGUGGAUGAAUCUCCAGUGUACACAGUGAAUUUGCUCUUGUCCAACAUGGGAAGUCAGUGGAGUCUGUGGUUUGGGUCCUCGGUGUUGUCCGUGGUUGAAAUGUUUGAGUUGCUCUUGGAUAUAAUGGUCUUGUCUCUCAUAUUCUGCUAUCGACGGUUCAAGGCAAAGAAGACGCUGAAGAUGGCCCAACCCCUUGCCAUCUCCAGCGUAACUUUGACCCUAGAGAAUUAUAGAGCCGUGCAUGAGGACCUCGCUGCCGAUUGGAAUUCCAUCUGGACUAACCAGAAUGUUGGGACCGUAGCCAAAACCAAGAACGGCGACUUACCUUUCCACUCAAUUUGUAACAAGACCCCGACACCAGAGCUGAACCCAGACGUUGUGCUUAAUGGAUUCCGGCAUAUCAAGGAUCACAGCAUAGAGAUAGACCUAAACAGCUAAUACUGUGUGUGUGGAACUGAGAGACAUAUGUAAAGAUUAUGAGAUCUAUUCCACAGACAUGGCUUUAGGAGCUCACCGACACACUGGAUGCAGUCGGCAUUUCUGUCUGCUACUUCUCUAGUGGCAUCUAGGUAUCUGACCUGUGCAGUGGUCUCAGGAAUCGUGCAAUGCCCUGAUGUAAUUCAGAAGUGUUUUUCUUUGGACUAUAUUCUGAGUAUCCCUAGCAGUUGCCCAGUCCUCAUAAAAGCUUAUCAUAACUUCUAGAUUAAACGCUCCUGAGGAAACCAGAUCUGACUGGACAUCUCCUGGCUUCAGACAGGCCCAUCUGCAUUUCAUAACUGUACUUGAGUUAAAAGUUAACCUAUCCAUAAAUAAAAACGUCUCCAGUCAGCAUUUUACAAGCAUAUGUUCUAUCAGUUAACACCACUUUGGGACAGCAAAGGAUGUGAUAACACAAGACUGCUGUAAUCCUAACAUCAUUUCCAAGGCAGCGCUUCUCUUCUUAGUAAUCCUGCUGUUUCACUGUGAGCAUGAUACACGGGAAUCCAUGGUGGGGCCACAAUUGUGCUGAACCUAGAUUCUUUCACAUGACGUUCAAUUUUUUGGGGAGGGAUUGGAACAAAUGAGGGAAUAACAUUUUUUCUCAU